Delphinapterus leucas (beluga whale) is the source of this 8728-nucleotide messenger RNA. Lineage: Eukaryota; Metazoa; Chordata; Mammalia; Artiodactyla; Monodontidae. The record is from RefSeq and is a predicted model, not a curated record.
UACCGACCAACCAACUGGCCGGCUGGCCGGAGCCAGGGUAGGGUCACGGGCAUCUACGUCCCAGGAGGGUCAUGACCUCGCCGCUUUGGGCUUCGGGACGCGUCCUCGCAGCUUGUCUAACCCCGCCGGGAGCCUCGGGGCCGAGGUGCGUCAGGUGGCGAGGGUGCCAGGCGCGGCCAAGUCGCGGCGGACUGAGUCAGCCACCCAACUAUGCUGUGGAACCCGGGAGGCCGGCUCGGCUGCCCGGAUCGCUGAGCCCCGCUGCCCCCACGCCAGGCGCCUCUCCCCGCCCCCGCUGGCCGGGAGGAAGCUGCCGAGGCGCGGCGCCGAAGCACCUGGGCAGGGCGCGGGCGGCGGGCGCGGCGCUUCCGGAGCUGCGCGCAGGUCCGCGCUCCCCGCCUCCAGGUGCGGCGGCCGCGGCGUGCCGGCCGGAGUGACAGCGCCGCCCGCGCGGCCGCCUCCUGGAAGCAGACGGCGUGCGGGCAGCUGGCGGGGACAGGGAAGGAGGAGGCCCCGCGCCUGGGGCAGACGGGUGAGGACCUAUCGAACCGGCUGGGAGAGACGCCGGCGCUUCGUCGCGCCUCCCAGGUCCGCUGCCCGCGCGCAGGGCGAGUCCCGAGGGCCGCAGGGAACUGGUCGGCGGGGCCGCGACCGGCGCGGGAGGACCGUCUCGGGCUGAGCCGGGGCUUUCCGGCACCUUUCCGGGUAAAUUUCCAGAGCGCCAAGUGUUCGGCUCCGGUUUCUGCCCCUUGGAUUUCGCUCCCGCAUGUGGGCGUCUAAAAGGAAACCAGAAGUGGUCCUGUGGGGUAGGCAUUAUUGCUUACAGAUCACUGCUUCCAGAUGACAACAGUGACAACAGUGCAACUCAGAAAAAUAAAGGAACUUUCCGAAGUUUAUGCAGGCGUCACAUGGCAGAGCUGGGAUCACUGGUCAUCACUGUGCUUGUCCCAAGUCAAAAGUCUUCAGGCUUAAGUACAUAAAGCAUUCACUGUGCAGAAAAUAACAUUUUGAGAUAAGUGAUAGAGGAAAAUCCAAUACAGAAGUGCACCCUCUUGUGUGUGUAUUGCAUUGUACUGCUUCUAUCAUAUUGCCUAGUAAUGAAGCCACCAUUAUGUCCUCAGUCAGUGAAGUGAAUGUUGAUAUCAAAGAUUUCCUAAUGAGCAUUAAUUUGGAGCAGUACCUCUUACGCUUCCGUGAAUUUGGUUUUAAUAAUGUAAGGGACUGUGCAGAAAUAAAUGACAGCGUGCUCCUCAAAGUUGGAAUAUCACCUACAGGACACCGGAGGAGGAUACUUAAACAGUUACAGAUAAUCCUGUCAAAAAUGCAAGAUACCUCAAUAUAUGCAAAUGUUCAUAAAACAAAGAAGAAUCAUGAGACUUCAGAGGAUCACCACGCUCCAUCUUCUGCUCAGAAUACCUGCCUAGAACUUUCAGAUUCACGCAGUGUUCAGACACCCAGCCCAACGCAGUUGGAGACUGUUACAAAAAGUCUUGAUCAAAAUGAAGUUAGUGUGGAAAAUAGCCAGUCUUUUAAAUCAGAUGAUAAGCUGACUCUUCCUACAUACAACUUUCCCAUUCCGGAAGAAGAACCACACCUGAAUUCAGAUUCUUUUCAAGAUUCUUUAUUGGGUAGUGAAAUUACUGACGUAGAAUCUUUGACUGCACAAAAGACUAUCGACUGUACAACCGAAGAGGAACAAACAAAAAAGGUUGAUUUGAUCUCAGAAAAUGUGAGCAAGCUUCCUAGUGCAGACCCUGAAUUCCUUUCUUCACCUGACUGUUCAGUAUCAGAAGCAAAUUCUGGAAAUGGAACUAAUGGUUUAUUAGAAAGCUCACCACCAUCCCCAUUCUUUCAAUUUCAAGGAGAAAUGGUUGUAAAUGAUUUGUAUGUUCCGUCAUCGCCAGUCCUAACACCUAUGAGAAGUCAUAGCAAGUUGGUUUCAAGACCAUCUCGAUCUUUUCUGCUAAGACAUCGGCCUGUACCAGAGAUUCCAGGGUCAGCAAAAGGAAUUUCAGGGAGCUAUUUCCGUGAGAGAAGAAAUGUUCCCACCUCAACUGGAAAAUCUAUGACACAACAAAAUACGAAUGAGGAGAAUUCAUCUUCCAUUUUCCCUUAUGGAGAGACCUUUCUCUUCCAGAGACUAGAAAAUUCCAAGAAGAGAUCCAUAAAGAAUGAAUUUUGGACCCAGGAAGAAACACUCAAAGGGGAAACUGAAAGAAACUCAUUUUUUGUCAAAUCAAGCAUAUAUGAUAACAGGAUGCAGAACGUAAGUGAAGAAAAAGUAGAAGAUAUUUGGAUACCUCGAGAGGACAAAAACAAUCUUCCUAUAGACUCUGCUUCGGAAUCAGAAUAUUCAACAGUAGAAGAAUGCUUUCACAGUUUAAGAAGAAAACAUGCAAAGCCAUCUAAAUCUAGGACUCAAAAAGCAGUGAAUUUGGUCCCUGUUAAUAGGCACAGUUAUCCACUAAGCUCAACAAGUGGAAAGGCUGAUUCAUCAAUCAUUUCCUCAAAUGUAAUAUCUCCCUAUGCCUGUUUUUAUGGAUCAUCUGCAAGAAAGGUUAAAUCAGGAUGGCUUGACAAACUCUGUCCCCAAGGAAAACGCAUGUUUCAGAAGAGAUGGGUGAAAUUUGAUGGCCUUAGCAUUUCUUAUUACAAUAACGAUAAGGAGAAGUAUUCAAAAGGAAUAAUUCCCCUUUCUGCUAUAUCUACGGUACGAGUUCAAGGAGACAACAAAUUUGAAGUUGUUACAACACAAAGAACUUUUGUUUUUAGAGUAGAAAAAGAAGAGGAGAGAAAUGACUGGAUCAGCAUCCUGUUAAAUGCACUGAAGUUACAGGCCCUUUCCUCGCAGUCUCAAGGAGCUGUUGCACCUGAGAAAUGUGGAUAUCUUGAACUGAGAGGCUAUAAAGCUAAAAUUUUUACUGUGUUAAGUGGAAACAGUGUGUGGCUUUGCAAAAAUGAACAGGAUUUUAAGAGUGGACUUGGUAUUACCAUAAUUCCUAUGAAUGUAGCAAAUGUAAAGCAAGUGGACCGAACUGUGAAACAGUCUUUUGAAAUAAUCACUCCCUAUAGGAGUUUUAGCUUUACGGCCGAGUCUGAAAAAGAGAAACAAGAGUGGAUUGAAGCUGUGCAGCAAUCGAUAGCAGAAACUCUCUCUGAUUAUGAAGUAGCUGAGAAGAUUUGGUUCAAUGAGUCCAACAGGAGCUGUGCAGAUUGUAAAGCCCCAAAUCCUGACUGGGCAUCCAUCAAUCUCUGUGUUGUCAUCUGUAAGAAGUGUGCAGGGCAACAUAGAUCUUUAGGACCAAAAGAUUCCAAGGUUAGAAGUCUGAAAAUGGAUGCCAGCAUUUGGAGCAAUGAACUCAUUGAGCUUUUUAUUGUCAUUGGAAACAAAAGAGCUAAUGACUUUUGGGCCGGUAGUCUUCAAAAAGAUGAAGAAUUACACGUGGACUCUCCAGUAGAAAAGAGAAAAAACUUUAUCACUCAGAAAUACAAAGAAGGAAGAUUCAGAAAAACCCUUUGGGCAUCUCUUACCAAGGAAGAAUUAAAUAAGGCUCUGUGUGCUGCUGUGGUGAAACCAGAUGUUCUGGAAACAAUGGCUUUGCUGUUCAGUGGAGCAGAUGUCAUGUGUGCAACAGGUGACCCUGAGCAUAGCACCCCAUAUCUGCUGGCCAAGAAGGCGGGGCAGAGUCUGCAAAUGGAAUUUCUCUACCAUAACAAAUUCUCAGAUUUCCCUCAACAUGACAUACAUGCUGAAGGUGGAUUAAGUCAAGAGUCCUCCCAGUCGACGUUCCUCUGUGACUUUUUGUAUCAGGCUCCUGCUGCAGCUUCUAAACUCUCUUCAGAAAAAAAACUCCUUGAAGAGACAAAUAAAAAGUGGUGUGUUCUGGAAGGAGGCUUCUUGAGUUACUAUGAAAAUGAUAAGUCUACCACGCCUAAUGGCACCAUUAAUACCAAUGAAGUUAUCUGCCUGGCUGUACACAAAGAAGACUUCUGUUUAAAUACUGGGCCCAUCUUUACCUUCGAGAUCUAUUUACCCUCAGAACGUGCAUUUUUAUUUGGAGCUGAAACAUCUCAAGCACAAAGAAAAUGGACAGAAGCAAUAGCCAAGCAUUUUGUUCCCUUUGUUGCUGAAAACUUAACAGAAGCUGACUAUGAUUUGAUUGGUCAACUCUACUACAAAGACUGCCAUGCCCUGGAUCAGUGGAGAAAAGGCUGGUUUGCUAUGGACAAAUCUAGUUUGCGUUUUUGCCUUCAAAUGCAAGAAGGUCAGGAGGAUAGAAUGCACUUAAGAAGACUGCAAGAACUAACAAUUAGCACAGUACUUCAAAAUGGGGAAAAAUUGGAUGUCUUGCUCUUGGUAGAAAAAGGGAGAACAUUAUACAUCCAUGGGCAUACCAAGUUGGAUUUCACAGUCUGGCAUACUGCAAUUGCAAAAGCAGCAGGUACAGAUGGGAAUGCAUUACAAGAUCAGCAGCUCAGCAAAAAUGACGUUCCCAUUAUCGUGAACAGCUGUAUAGCAUUUGUUACACAGUAUGGUUUAGGGUGCAAAUAUAUCUAUCAAAAGAAUGGUGAUCCUUUACAUGUAAGUGAACUCCUGGAGAGUUUCAAAAAGGAUGCAAGAAGCUUUAAAUUGAUGGCUGGAAAACAUCAGCUUGAAGAUGUGACGGGCGUGUUGAAGAGUUUUCUCUCUGACAUUGACGACGCACUUCUUACUAAGGAGCUCUAUCCAUAUUGGAUCUCUGCCUUAGAUACCCAAGAUGACAAGGAAAGAAUUAAAAAAUAUGGAGCAUUUAUACGUACUCUUCCUGGGGUCAACAGAGCAACAUUGGCAGCUAUAAUUGAACACCUUUAUAGGGUUCAGAAAUGCUCAGAAAUCAAUCACAUGAACGCCCACAAUUUGGCCUUGGUUUUUUCCUCCUGUUUGUUUCAAACUAAGGGACAAACUAGUGAAGAAGUGAAUGUAAUUGAGGACUUAAUUAAUAAUUAUGUUGAAAUAUUUGAGGUUAAAGAAGACCAAGUCAAACAAAUGGACAUAGAAAAUAGCUUUAUUACCAAGUGGAAAGACACUCAAGUUUCCCAGGCUGGAGAUUUGUUAAUUGAAGUAUAUGUAGAAAGGAAGGAACCUGACUGCAGUAUUAUAAUUCGGAUAUCUCCCGUGAUGGAAGCAGAAGAAUUAACUAAUGACAUAUUAGCAAUAAAAAAUAUAAUUCCUACAAAAGAUGAUAUCUGGGCCACAUUUGAAGUCAUAGAAAAUGAAGAGCUUGAGCGCCCUCUUCACUACACAGAAAAUGUGUUGGAACAGGUGCUUCGGUGGAGUUCAUUAGCUGAACCUGGAUCUGCUUAUCUUGUGGUGAAGAGAUUCUUAACCAUUGACACAGUUAAACACUAUAAUGAGAGGAAGGCCCUGGAAAGUAUCAAAGAGGGAGUCUUGAAAAUCAAAGAAGAACCAUCUAAAAUACUCUCUGGAAAUAAGUUUCAAGACCGGUAUUUUGUUUUACGAGACGGGUAUCUCUUUCUUUACAAGGAUAUGAAGAGUAGUAAACCUGACAAAAUGUUUUCUCUCAGUUCAAUGAAGUUUUAUCUUGGAGUAAAAAAGAAGAUGAAGCCUCCAACAAGUUGGGGAUUGACGGCAUAUUCUGAAAAACAUCUCUGGCACCUGUGUUGUGAUAGUUCACAAACUCAGAUGGAGUGGAUGGCCAAUGUCUUUAUCGCCCAGCAUGAAAGUGAUAUAUGGCCACCAGCUGGAAAGGAACGAAAACGUUCUAUAACCAAAACUCCCAAAAUUGGAGGUUUGCCUCUAAUUCCCAUCCAGCAUGAGAAAAAUGCAACCCAAGCCUGGAGAGAUAUUGAGAGUGCAAAAGCAGAACUCGAAAGGCUACGGCUCAGUGCAAAGCAUGACCAAGAGCCUGGGGAUGGCACCUUAAGGGAGAGAGCCUCCAUCGUGGCCCAGUGCCUGGAGCACAAGGAUGAGAAACUUCGAAAUCGAACCAGAAAACAUUGGAGUUUCAACUGUCUGGAGGACACAGAGGCUGAGGUCCUUCAAGGGCAACAGAAAGGCCAGAAAGGCCUAAAGACACUGAGGAAGACUGAGGACAGGAAUGGCAAAGCUACUGUGGACUCUAAUAAUAAGUUACCACCAAAGGUCAUCGAAGAGCUUAGUGUGGUUCUACAGCGGGCAAGAACCCUUCCAAAAGAGUCACAGCCUGAGUAGAUGGUGUAAAAAUAAAUAAAAUGACUUGUCUUGCAAAUUAUUUUUUUAAAUAUUGUGUACAAUGUAUGUGUGCAAACCAGAAACCAAAAUAUAUUUCAUGGUUGGUGAGAUUUGUCUAGCUAUCCUUAACCAUUUAAAGAGCAUUUUAAACUAUGUAUGUAUAUAUAAGUGUAAAUUCACUGUGUUUUGUUCUGAACAAAGCCUGUACAGUUCAGCUAUAUUAACCUUGUGUAGGAAGGCAUUGGGUUACUUUGAGUGGCCAACCUUUUGAAGUACAGUUGACCCUUGAACAACAUGGGCAAGGGUUGGUGUGUUAAUCCAUGCAUAAUUUGUAGUCAACCCCCUCCCCUGUAUACAAAAUUCCUCUGCAUUUGUGGACUGAACUAACUGUGGAUCAUGUAGUGCUGUAGGAUUCACUAUCAAAAGAUGUCCAUGUAUAAGUGGACCCAUGGCGGUUCAAACCCACAUUGUUCAAGGGUCAACUGUAGUUGUCUAAGUGGUGUAAAUUUGUGAACAGAAAUCGCAAACUGUACUGUAUUGUAUAGAAUGCUCUGUAUAAAUGAAGCCUAUGAAAUUAUAUGUAACACAUUUUGCACUUUGAGAAACCUUGUAUAUAAAGUUACCAUAUGUUUUUAGGUUUACACAGGGCCAACCUUAGGGGAAAAAAAGGAAGUAAGUUGAAAAGGGGGAGGAUUUAUUUUAGUGGCUGCCUAUCAAACCACACUUUAAAAGAGGCAAAGAGGGGGCUUCCCUGGUGGCGCAGUGGUUGAGAAUCUGCCUAUCGAUGCAUGGGAUACGGGUUCGAACCCUGGUCUGUGAAAAUCCCACAUGCCAUAGAGCAACUGGGCCUGUGAGCCACAACUACUGAGCCUGUGCAUCUGGAACCUGUGCUCUGCAACAAGAGAGGCCACAAUAGUGAGAGGUCCGCACACCGCGAUGAAGAGUGGCCCCCGCUUGCCACAACUGGAGAAAGCCCUCGCACAGAAACGAAGACCCAACACAGCCAAAAGUAAAUAAAUAAACCAAUGAACCGACAUUUAAAAAAAAAAAGAGGCAGAGUUAAAAAUGUCCUAAAAGUCAAGGAGGUCAGGUUGAGAUUCAUUCUAGUUCACUGUUGACCAGACCUUGUUCACGAGAAACUGCUUGUUAAGAAAAAAGUCUAGUGACUAAGUAUUUCCCAGGAUUAGUAUUCAGCCACUAAACAUGAAUAAUGGCACUGGCCACUCUUCCUUACAGUGUCAGUGAAUCAGCUGCAGUGCAAAUCCAUUCACUACACUUCAGUUCUUUGCAGGUGGCUGCUGAGAGGAAACUUAUACUGCAUUGAAGAGAUUGUGUGCACAGGACCUGGCAUGGAUGACACUUGCACUGUUGCUGUGUACAAACAAUUUUUGGUUGUUUUUUAUUUAGAGUUCCUUACUAUCAUUUUGGAAUGAGCAACAUUCAUCAUCACAGGGUUUUAUUGUUGGUUUAUUGUUUUUCUUUGCAUGUUCAUUUCUUAUUAGGUAAGACUGAGUCAGAAUUUACUGGAAGUGUACAACAUAUGGCCACCUGGGGGUAGGAGUUAGAUCAACAAUUGAUACUAUACUUCUGGGGGCUACCACUUCACUUUUAACCUUGUCUUUUUUUUUUUUUUUUUAAUAAAGCAGCAGUCUCCUCCCUGUGCCUGAUGAAUAAUGACAAAGCCCUCUAUUUUUGUUUCCACAUAAAGAGCACCUACUGAGUUAUUUUCCUCACAGACAAUACUAUCUAGUUAUAGGUGACAUUAGGGGUAGCACUUUUUGUCAGUUUCUUUAGAAUUUUAUUAGGUCUGGUGAGUUUUGAUCAAAAUUAUUUUGAUCAAAAUUAUUUUAGGUAGCCAAGCUUCAUUCCUAGCUUUAUUCCACUUGCACUCAGUGCAAGUGGCAUCCAUGCAAGGUCCUGUGCACACAGUCUCUUCAAUGUAGUGUAAGUUUCCAUUUCCUUUUCUCCCUGCUUUUCAGGUGUCUUAUCAGAAUUUGUAUACAGAGGCCCAUACUUCAGUCAGUCCAAUCAUAGUGCAGUAUAACACUGUUUAAUGCUAUGAAUUUCUUCAUUGAAAAAUACUGAUCACUUAUAUAUGGUGGUGAUAAAAUAGUUUACCAUGGGGGUGUGAUAUUUAUUCUUUAAAUCCACAUAGAUUGGAAUUUUUUUAAAGAGAGAAACUGCUGGUCAGUUUAUAGGUGGCACUGCUGGGGAGCCUUCCUUUAAAAAGCAAGAAAUCAUGGUAUUUAGGAAAAAAUCUAAAAUAAACUAUUAUUUCUGGUAAAUGAUAUUUAUGUUUUAUGAAAUAAGGAGACAUGAAAAUUAUGUUGGACAAUGGGAAAGUAUCUUUUUUUUUACCUGCCUUAUUUGAAUACUUUUGAAACUUGAGCUUAAAAUCUAAUAACUUGUUUCCCUUCCCUUCCUGUACAAUCGUCUCCAUUUUUCAAGUGUAAGAUAAGGACUAAUGAUGACCUCUCAUAUAUUUUGAGUAAAAAUUAAAAUUGUUUUACAAGUCCA